AUGCUGAGUUCGCUUGUUGCAAGAAGGAUCUGGCGAAGAAAAGCUCAAAUUUGGGUUAGAUGGAUAAGCUGCGAUAGUUGUGGUAUUGAACUGCAAAAUCAGAAUGGUGAAAGAGCUGGAUUUUACAGAAAGCCCGAGUACGAAUGGGCAAAUACCCGACAAGUUCGACCUAAAACGCUUCAGGAUGUGAAAUACAUAUUGUUUGGUCAUGAUAUCCAUCGUUUGAAAGAUGAAGGUUCUGGCAUGGAUAUGUUGAAAUCGGAAACCCGAAAAUCCAGCGUCAUUUGCAAGAGAUGCUGCGACGCCUUGCACCACAAUAGGUAUCGUAUGGAAGAGUUUGCCGACAAGACACUGGAAGAAGUGCAAUCAAAAAUUCCGCGUGACUCAAACGUAUUCCAUGCAGUUCCGUUGACCGAUUUUCCUCUACACAUGAAUCUUGCAGUAUUGCGGGCAUCGGCAUACAGAACGUCCCUCGUGCUCACGAAAGGUGAUCAAAUUACAGCAAGCAAGUCCCUGCUGCAGCGAAAAGCACCGAGAUUUUUCAAGGACUUUCUCAAGUCUCGGAUCGGCUAUGAUAGCAACAAAAUAGUUGCAGUGGCAGCCAAAAACGGCUGGAAUCUGCAAUCACUGUUUUCUGUGCUCAGCAACAACUCGUAUUUGGUGGGAAGCGCAAACGCAGGAAAAUCGACCCUUGUGAAUACGCUAAUCAAGGUUUACGGGGGUUUGAAAAAACGCACCGAGACACUCCAGCCAACGGCUGUUGAAUCAUCGAGGUCGCUAGCAGCACAACAGACAGGAGUUUCGCAUAUUCCUAACCUGACGAGGUCCAUACAGGCGUUCGAAAUUGGCGGCAAAACGGUCUACGAUCUUCCUGGAUAUUCGGAGAGAGCCGAGGCCAACGCGCGUUUGGAUAGGCUUGUUGAAAGGUCUCUUCUAGAACGUAUCCGAAAGACGCAACUCUUCAAAAAGUCAAAAUUAGUCAAAAAAAGCUACUGCUCAGUCAAAGGAACCCAAAGCAAAAACUGUUAUACCGUCAGUGGGAUUUUUUAUCUAAUUCCGCCGCCGGGUUCAAUCAACCAGGUUGUAAAUUUUAUACCUGGCGUGGAACGUCAAUACAAAUGCUUUGAAAGAGCCUUGGAGAUAGCUGAAAGCUGCUUAAAGAAUUCCACCGAGGCUCCUCUUAAAAAAUAUGUUGGCGUUCAAAAACCGCUAACUCUAAAAGAAAACUUCGUCCGCCACAUUAUCCCACCUUUUCAAGGAACGAUAGAGCUUGCGUUUAAGGACAUCGGAUAUAUCCAGCUAAAAACAACUGGAAAAUACGAAUUCCAUGGUCUUCAUGAGAUUUGGGUGCCUAAAGAUAUCGAAAUCUGUGUGCGAGAACCUCUAGAGAGACUCAUAAAUGAGAGCUACGAAAGAUUCAUUGAAACGAAUGGGCGCAAGAUGGCUUGUCCGGUCAAAAGAGAAAUUAUCUCGUCCACAUACCCCAUGUCUGAAAAUGAACCCAAUACGCUGCUUAAAAUGGAAGAAAUGUUCCUGGAACGCACUAAAAAUGACAUUAUGGCAAGAAAUAUGCUCAAGGGAGAUCCAAUGACACUACUUGGACGGCUUCACGACGAACCGCCUAAUUUGUUUUGGUUUUAUAGAUGGUGA
Messenger RNA from Lachancea mirantina, 1650 nucleotides. Lineage: Eukaryota; Fungi; Ascomycota; Saccharomycetes; Saccharomycetales; Saccharomycetaceae. The record is from the annotation of a GenBank genome assembly.